Prosopis cineraria is the source of this 948-nucleotide messenger RNA. RefSeq lists its product as uncharacterized. The coding region runs from base 359 to 574 and encodes 71 amino acids. Gene Ontology annotation, biological process: mitochondrial respiratory chain complex IV assembly. The record is from RefSeq and is a predicted model, not a curated record. NCBI's taxonomy places the organism in Eukaryota, Viridiplantae, Streptophyta, Magnoliopsida, Fabales, Fabaceae. The transcript has 4 exons. Gene Ontology annotation, cellular component: mitochondrion.
GCUCUGUCCUCUUUCACUCGUUGAUCUUUCUCCGUCGCUGAACAGGUUACCCACCGCCACACCAUUCACCAGAGUCACUGCCGUGAACACCACUCAGUGGCAAUCGGACCAUUGAGGUACUACCGGUUGUCGCUCUCCCGUCGUUGGAGUAUUCGAACAAAACCGGCUCACGCCUCCGUCGUCGGUGAUUGUAACAGGACCAACUCGCAACCCUCGUUGUCGUACUUACCAUCACAAACGCGUCUUCAUAAUACAGGGGCCCCUCUCGCCAUCUCCGUAACAUAACCAAAUCGGACGAAAAAUAGUCUGGGUUUUCUGGAACCUCUCCGAAAGUGAACAUCGAGUGAUUUGGGACGCAAUGUCCAAAUCUUGCAAGGGGUUAGCUAUGGAACUCGUCAAGUGUCUCAGCGAAUCCGAUUGUGUUAAGGUUGAGAAUCGAACCUAUAGGGAAUGUGCCGGAGAGAAGGCUCCGUCAAUACCUAGUGAGUGUGUUGGACUUAGGGAAACUUAUUUCAAUUGCAAGAGAGGCCAGGUGGACAUGAGAGCUAGGAUUCGUGGUAACAAGGGCUACUAAGAGCUGCAGAUCUUGAUGCUCGGAAGCCUGAACCUUGAAAGAUAGUUUUUCAAGCUUCUGAGAAAAUAAUUUUGGACACUGAACUAACCAAGAUAUUAUUGAAGCUAAUAAUUGCAUAUUUUGACGAUAUUGUUGGUUACAUGAAAGUGAUAGUGUUUAUCGCCGGAGUUUACGCCUUCUUAAUGCAUUUCUCUAUGAGCUUCACUUUUAUGAGUUACUAGAGACAAUGAGCAAGAAUGGUGGCAUAAGCUCAUGCUAUGCUACAAGAGAAACCAACAGGUAUAGAUAGGGUGAUCUUGGUGCUAUUGUACGAGGCGGAAAGAAUUAUGUUGAUUUUUGCUUGUGAAUUGUACUUUUUUUUUUUUUUUAAACAA